AUGUAUGAUAAUAGUAUUAAAUCAUCUUCAUCGUCGUUGUCGUCGGUGUCUCCUACCGCGAUGAGAUUCGUACUUAGACAGAGUCCACAGAAAUCUAGAGUUACCAACAACAAUAGUAAUAAUAUCAAUAACACUCUAAAUGAUCAUGGAAUAUCACGUACCAAUAACAAUAGUCACUAUCGCUCUGCUUUACCUUCAUCAUCAUCAUCAUCAGUUUCUUCUUCUCAUUCCUCUUCAAUGUUAAAUACGUCAAACAACUCUUCACUUCCUGAUUUCUCUGAUUUACAUCUAGAUGAUAGUGGUUUGUCUACCGAUGACAAUAGCAAUAGUCACUAUCACAAUAACCAUACCUCUACAGAUAUAGAUAGUAGUACCAACGAUAUCAAUAGCAAUAAUAAUAGUAAUAGUAAUAUAGUAGAUGUAGAUCGUGAUCCAAUACCUCAAUCUUCAAUUUCAUCGCAUUCAUUAUCACCAUCAUCGACCUCUACAAAUAGAACUCCGAAUAGACCGACAACCAAUAGAACUCCGAAUAGACUAUCUACACAAUCGCCAGCAACAUCAAUAUCAUCACCAAGAAGAUCAUCUUCAUCUUCAACAAACAAUUUAACUACAAAUACAAAUACACCAUCAAGAUUUACACAGACACAGAUACAACAAGAAGAAGAUGAUGAUAGUAGCGAAUUUCAAUUCCAGCAACAGCAACAACAACAGAAUAAUGAUUCAUUCGAUAGUAUUGAUCAGUUUGAAGAGAGAACCAACAAACUAUUACAUUUCAUUGAUGAAUAUAGUCAUGUAUAUAAUACCAACAACAACAACAAUCAAAACAGAAAUAAUAAUAUUCAAAACACCAAUUUAGUUAGUCCAACUAAUAUUUACAGAUAUCACAGUAAUAACAACAGUUAUUCUGAUACAUUUAAUAAUCAAAAUAAUAAUAAUCAUCAAAACAUUAAUAACAAUAACAAUAACGGUAAUAGUCAUAACAAUGUAAAUGUAUCCAAUAAUAAUAAUAAUCAAGAAUCAUCUAGAAUGAUGAGUAACAGUAGUAUCAACAUGAACAGUACGAUUGCAUCGAACAGAAAACAACAGCUCUCAACCAAUCUAAAUCUUAUAAGACAAGCUUUAGAAAGAGAAAUGAAUGUUCUAUAUAGUAAACUUCAACAACUAAACAGUAAUAAUAGCAACAAUAUUUUAAGACAAGAAAUAGAAAAUGAAAUCGAAUCAAAGAAAUUACAACUUUCACUUUUGGAACAAUCAUUGGAAUUACUACUCUAA
This is a messenger RNA of Heterostelium album PN500, 1272 nucleotides long. RefSeq lists its product as uncharacterized. NCBI's taxonomy places the organism in Eukaryota, Evosea, Eumycetozoa, Acytosteliales, Acytosteliaceae. The record is from RefSeq and is a predicted model, not a curated record. The transcript is spliced from 2 exons. Bases 1 to 1272 code for a protein of 423 amino acids.